Molecule: messenger RNA, 1648 nt
Organism: Gorilla gorilla gorilla (western lowland gorilla)
Lineage: Eukaryota; Metazoa; Chordata; Mammalia; Primates; Hominidae
Gene: TIAL1
Product: TIA1 cytotoxic granule associated RNA binding protein like 1
Exons: 13
Coding region: 334-1395 (353 amino acids)
Molecular function (GO): DNA binding; RNA binding
Source: RefSeq, a predicted model, not a curated record
AGUGGGCUGGGGGGAGAGAGCCCGAGAGCAGGGUUCGGUGCCUUUUCCUCUGUCCCCAGCCGGUGCCCAGAGCCCCCCUCCCCUUCCUCCCCACCCCCUCCCCUCCCCAACCCUGCCCUCCCCCUUGUCCCGGGAUCGCUCCGUCGCACCCACCAUGAUGGAAGACGACGGGCAGCCCCGGACUCUACACACACAAGCUAAGACAUAUGGUUCUAUCUUCAGAAAACAAUAUGGUGUUUAGAGCCUAGAUACGUAGGUAACCUUUCCAGAGAUGUGACAGAAGUCCUUAUACUUCAGUUGUUCAGUCAGAUUGGACCCUGUAAAAGCUGUAAAAUGAUAACAGAGCAACCCGAUAGCAGAAGGGUCAACUCUUCUGUUGGAUUUUCUGUUUUGCAGCAUACAAGCAAUGACCCAUAUUGCUUUGUGGAAUUUUAUGAACACAGAGAUGCAGCUGCUGCAUUAGCUGCUAUGAAUGGGAGAAAAAUUUUGGGAAAGGAGGUCAAAGUAAACUGGGCAACCACACCAAGUAGCCAGAAAAAAGAUACUUCCAAUCACUUCCAUGUGUUUGUUGGGGAUUUGAGUCCAGAAAUUACAACAGAAGAUAUCAAAUCAGCAUUUGCCCCCUUUGGUAAAAUAUCGGAUGCCCGGGUAGUUAAAGACAUGGCAACUGGAAAAUCCAAAGGCUAUGGUUUUGUAUCUUUUUAUAACAAACUGGAUGCAGAAAAUGCGAUUGUGCAUAUGGGCGGUCAGUGGUUGGGUGGUCGUCAAAUCCGAACCAAUUGGGCCACACGUAAACCACCUGCACCUAAAAGUACACAAGAAAACAACACUAAGCAGUUGAGAUUUGAAGAUGUAGUAAACCAGUCAAGUCCAAAAAAUUGUACUGUGUACUGUGGAGGAAUUGCGUCUGGGUUAACAGAUCAGCUUAUGAGACAGACAUUCUCACCAUUUGGACAAAUUAUGGAAAUAAGAGUUUUCCCAGAAAAGGGCUAUUCAUUUGUCAGAUUUUCAACCCAUGAAAGUGCAGCCCAUGCCAUUGUUUCGGUGAACGGUACUACGAUUGAAGGACAUGUGGUUAAAUGCUAUUGGGGUAAAGAAUCUCCUGAUAUGACUAAAAACUUCCAACAGGUUGACUAUAGUCAAUGGGGCCAAUGGAGCCAAGUGUAUGGAAACCCACAACAGUAUGGACAGUAUAUGGCAAAUGGGUGGCAAGUACCGCCUUAUGGAGUAUACGGGCAACCAUGGAAUCAACAAGGAUUUGGAGUAGAUCAAUCACCUUCUGCUGCUUGGAUGGGUGGAUUUGGUGCUCAGCCUCCCCAAGGACAAGCUCCUCCCCCUGUAAUACCUCCUCCUAACCAAGCUGGAUAUGGUAUGGCAAGUUACCAAACACAGUGAGCCGGGACUCUAAAAAAAAAUUGUAAUUCAUGAUAGGCUUCGAUUUCCUGUGACACUCUGAAGACAUGAAAGUAGACAUCGGAAAAUGAAAAUAUUUAUUUUAAAAAUUGAAAUGUUUGGAACCUUUAGCACAGAUUUGCUUUGGUGAAGGACACAUGUCUUCUAGUUCUGCCUUUUUAAGUUUUUGUUCAUGAUGGAUAUGAACAUGAUUUUUCUUUGUGUACAAAAACUAAAAUAAAGUCAAUAAAGACAA